Messenger RNA from Pogoniulus pusillus (Red-fronted tinkerbird), 807 nucleotides. RefSeq names its product succinate dehydrogenase complex assembly factor 2 (gene SDHAF2). Gene Ontology annotation, cellular component: mitochondrion. Gene Ontology annotation, biological process: mitochondrial electron transport, succinate to ubiquinone; mitochondrial respiratory chain complex II assembly; protein-FAD linkage. The transcript is spliced from 4 exons. NCBI's taxonomy places the organism in Eukaryota, Metazoa, Chordata, Aves, Piciformes, Lybiidae. Bases 189 to 668 code for a protein of 159 amino acids. The record is from RefSeq and is a predicted model, not a curated record.
CCGCCCGGUUACCGCCAGCAGGCCCCGAGCGCGCCAACCGCGCUCACCGCCACCGCCAGCGCCGCGCCCCGCCCCUUCCGCCCUGCGUCACGCCUACUUCCGGCCCGCCCCGCUCCACCAUAGAGUGCGGCACACCGCCUUGGACAGAGCGGCCCCAACUGCCGCUACAGAGGCGACCGGGACGGGCUAUGGCGGCCGCCAGGCUCUGCUCGCUGCCUGCGCGGGCUCUGUACCGGCACAUGGCGGGGCCGGUGAGGCUGCGGCGUGGCUACCGCGGGGACUCCCCGAAGGACUCGGGCAAGGACGUGCUGGAGAUCCCCCUGCCCCCCUGGCAGGAGCGUCCCCACGAGCCUCUGGAGACCAAGAGAGCCCGGCUGCUGUACGAGAGCCGCAAGAGGGGCAUGCUGGAGAACUGCAUCCUGCUCAGCCUCUUUGCAAAGGAGAACCUGAACAAGAUGAGCGAGCAGCAGCUGAACCUCUACGACAGGCUCAUCAACGAGCCCAGCAACGACUGGGACAUCUACUACUGGGCCACAGAAGCCAAGCCCACACCGGCUGUGUUUGAGAAUGAAGUGAUGGCCAUGCUAAGGGACUUUGCCAAGAAUGAAAAGAAGGAGCAGAGGCUGAGGCAGCCAGACCUGGAGUACCUUUUUGAGCCACCUCGCUGACAGAAGAGUCUCCUUCAUCCCCUGGAGCAGAGGAGGGACAUGGGAGCCUGUGGAAGUGCUGCUGUUGCUCUCCUCCUUCUCCUCCUCCAGCAGCAGCUCUUGGACUCUCAGGAUGUGCUGAAUAAAGCCAUGGCUGCUA